Molecule: messenger RNA, 456 nt
Organism: Halteromyces radiatus
Lineage: Eukaryota; Fungi; Mucoromycota; Mucoromycetes; Mucorales; Cunninghamellaceae
Exons: 3
Coding region: 36-218 (60 amino acids)
Source: RefSeq, a predicted model, not a curated record
CUUUCUUUUUUGUUGUUUUUCCAUUAGUAGAAACCAUGGGCAUUAAACUAUCACCAGCUGGCAGAAGACUUGCCACUAUCAUAGUAUCUGUUCCAUUUGUAGUCACCACUUCUUGGAUCUUAUACAAACGAGUGAUCCUGGGUGAAGAACGACGAGUACCAGACGGCAGAGCUAUUCGUCCUGUUGGUGUCAAGGAAUUGCAAGAAAAAGAUCUUUAGACGAUACAUUUUAUGGACCGAUCUUUCUUCUUCUUCUUCUCCCUCUUAUUCUAUAAUUUAUAUAUCUAUUUUACUUUUAUUUAGACCAAAUCAUCAUGUAUUCCGUUUUGUAUAUAUGUCAAUCAAUAAAAUUAUCAUUCAUUCAUUUAAUCAUCGAUUUAUAUAUUAUAUAUAUUGGGGUGCAUUCAUAUAAUGGCUUGAUGAAUAUAAAAAGGAAAGAGAAAUCGCGACAUCCAGG